CAGAGGGAGGGAGCGAGAGAAGGAGAAAGAGAGGACGAGCGAGAGAACGCGAUGGGUGGGGAAAGGGACCGAAGGAGUGAACGGAUGGGACUGCGCUCAGCACGAGGGCGUGAUGUCAGCAGGGGCUGGGGGGAAGGAGACAGGAGUCUGGCUGGGUGCAGCCUGCACAGUCUGCCUCUGCUUGCCUGCUGCUAUAAAUAACCCAGGAGCAGCUGUGCUGCCCUGCCGCCGCCAGGACAGGAGACACUGAGGAAGCACACCGCACCGGAGAUGCUCCCGUAUUCCAGGGCUGUGCAGUUAUUUUGGAUACGACCAUGUUAAGAAAUCAGUGACUUCGUUCUGAACAUCUUGAGCUGAACUUUCUGGACUAUAUCCAUGGACACAACUUUUCGCUGAAAGGAGAACACUGAGGCCAGUAACUAUGCUGCAGCAGAUUCUGACGAACAUGUUCAUCGAGCCGGAGUUACUGGCAGAGCUGAACGAGGAACAAAAGCAGGUACUGUUCUUUAAGAUGCGAGAAGAGCAGGUGCGGAGGUGGAGAGAGAGAGAGACAGGACUCGAGAAGGAAGAGGCGGGAACAGUUAAACCAAGAAAAGUAUCAGGGAAGACUGUGUCAUGGUUGAAGGGCUCAGACAAUGAUGUCUGGGUGUGGUUGAUGGGUGAGCACCCUGAUGAUAAGCCCUACGACCAGAUCUGUGAUGAGAUCAUGGCAGAAAGAGCAGCAAACCAGGCCCAAAAAGAAGCAAAGGAGUUCAGGGCUAAGAAGGAAGCUGAAAUUGAGAAGCGCUUCUCUGGUUUGUAUGUGGAGCAAGAGGAGACAGACAGGCAGAAGCAGGCCUGUAAGGCUGCAGCCCUGGAGCAGAACAAACAGGUGGAGCUCAAGAGGUAUGAGGCAGAGGAGAGGAGGAAGGCUGAGGAGGAGGUGAGGAGGCUGGAAGACAAGAGGGCCCAGCAGAUCUUCAUGGACCUGAAGGAAGUGCAGCACCAAGGGAAAGGCCAGGACAAGGAGGAGAAAGCCUGGCAGGAUUCCUUGCGGAAAUCCAAAGUGGCUGACCAGCGCCGGCGUUCCUUGGCCAAACAGACGAGGGAGGAUAACCGCAGGCGUUCACUAAAAGCCCUGGAGAGAGGUCGAGUGGCAGCCAUGACCAAAGCAUUUGGAGGACAGACAACUGCCCUCCCACCAAAAGCCAAGCCUCGGAAGCUCACUCUCACUAAUGAACCCAUUGAUCAGAGGCCAAACAUGCGGCACUCUGUGUCAUCCUCAAACCGUGAGGAAAUUAUCCGCUGGUUUAGAGAGCAACAGUUGCCCCUCAGAGUUUGUUUCCAGCAAGACCAGACCUGCAUUGCACCCUGGUUCCAUGGCAUCAUUUCUCUUCAGGAAGCUGAGGAUUUUCUAGGAAGUGUCAGCCCUGGAGGUUUCUUGGUCCGUGUUAGUGAAAGAAUCUUGGGUUACGUUCUCUCUUACCGAAGCCAAGAAGGAUUCAAGCAUUUCCUUAUUGAUGCCGCAGAUAACUGCUACAUGCUGCUAGGAGAUCAGAUCAAGUUCACUUCUCUGGAAGAACUGGUGGAGUACCAUAAGGAUGAGCCAUUAACGGCAUCUGGAGGGGAGCGGCUGCUGAUGGCAUGCGGGCAGAAGCCUGGCAAUCUGGACUACAGCGAGCUCUUCACCUAAGUCUCAGCCAUGUACAUUUGCAUCUUCCAGAGCAACUUACAAAAAUGUUUGGUUGUCUCCAUGGAAGAAAUGCUUAUGCUAGAACACACACACACACAAACGACAUGCAUAUACUUACAUGUAUAUAAAUAUACUG
Messenger RNA from Electrophorus electricus (electric eel), 1808 nucleotides. It is a transcript of the gene sh2d4a, whose product is annotated as SH2 domain containing 4A. Gene Ontology annotation, cellular component: cytoplasm. Lineage: Eukaryota; Metazoa; Chordata; Actinopteri; Gymnotiformes; Gymnotidae. The record is from RefSeq and is a predicted model, not a curated record.